This is a messenger RNA of Lactuca virosa, 894 nucleotides long. The record is from the annotation of a GenBank genome assembly. NCBI's taxonomy places the organism in Eukaryota, Viridiplantae, Streptophyta, Magnoliopsida, Asterales, Asteraceae.
AUGUCUCUCCCCAGUUUAUCGGGGCGUCAAAGCUCGAGUGAGCCACCAAUGUUCUCGCUAUUGAAUCGUGCAUUUGCUCCGAAGAUGGGUGAUGUGGAACCAGUUGACCAAAAGAAGUACCUUGAAGACUCUUCCAAGCCCAAGUGUGUUAGACCUCUCAUUGAGUAUCAGGCAUGUGUGAAAAGGGUAGAGGGAGAUCAAAGUGGAGAAAAACAUUGCACUGGACAAUACUUUGAUUACUGGCAUUGUAUCGAUAGAGCUGUUUCACCUAAGCUGUUCGAUAAACUCAACCGGGCAAGUCAACAUAGUAAAAGGCCUUUCGUGUGUCUUCUCUCUUCCAUUUCACUGCGGCUUCAAACCCUCAUACGUUUGGCUCGAUUGAACGGGUUGUUUACAAGUCCUCGCUUAAUCGUAUUCCUUAAUAACCUAUCUUUCCAUUUUUGUGUAAUUUUCUUCUUCUCUACAAGGGCGGAUGAAGAACCAGUUGACCAAAAGAAGUACUUCGAAGAUUCAUGCAAGCCCAAAUGUGUGAGAGCUUGGCUUGAAUAUCAGGGAUGUGUGAAAAGGGUGGAGGCAGAUGAAAGUGGGCACAAGCAUUGCACGGGGCAGUAUUUUGAUUAUUGGCAGUGUGUUGACAAAUGUGUUGCACCUAAGCUAUUUGAGAAACUCAAGUAAUGGAAGAGAUUUCUACUGUUGAAAAAUCAAAAGUUGUGUAACAUGAAUUUGAUGGAGUUUAUGUUUUAUCUGCUUUGAGUGGUGGUUUAAUGAAGUCCCCUUUGUGGACUCUAUUUAUAAACUUUGAACCUUUGCAAAAUUAAUUUUCAUUUUCUUUCUUACCCAAAUUGUGUUGCAAACAUCUAAAAACCUAAAAUAAAUAGGUUUUAUGAGCGUAGG